AUAAUGGUCCAAUCAAGCAACUCAUUUAGGAAAACAAACCAUCAUAGCUUAGGAGUUAUUGUUGAUCAAUCUAAUAUGUGAUUUUGGAGCAUGCACACGUGGUGAGUGAGACCUCCUAGACCACUCUUUUUUAGGCAAAUGAAUCAGGAGGUGGUGAGAUAACUUUGUUCAUCAUCCUUUACAUGACUUCAUAUUCACGCGGUUAAAAACUAAAGUUUAACAUGCAAUUCAUGUCUCUUAAAAAAGAAAAAGAAAAAGAAAAAGAAAAAGAAAAACACAAAGGAAAAGAAGAUGGCUGACAUGGAUUACCUGAGAAACACUCAUCAUUCAACCAGAGCACCUCUCCCUGUUGGGUAUGAGGCACAAGAGAACUGGCCAACAACAAUGGCUUCCAACUUUGAAGAUUAUUAUCCUGAUAACCACUCCCAUGUGAAGAAAUCAGUCCUUGCCAAAGUCAAGGAGAAGGCAUUGAAAUGGAGAAACUUAUUAGCCAAAAGGAAUCACGGUAAUGACAAGGCCAAUGAAACACCUGCUUGGGGAGUCAGCUUAGAUGAUGAAGAAGAAGACUACAACAAUGAAGAACAAGACCCUGAGUUUCAUGGAGCACCAAUGUAUGAAUCAGAGAGAGCACCUGAAGCUUGUAAGGGAGGAGGGGCAGUAAUGGAGCAGAAGAAACCACCAUUGAUUCAUAGAGACUCAACUAAAGAACAAGCAAUGAAGCAUAUGGAUGAACUGGCUAUGCACCACCUUGAUGAGUUUGUAGAGACAUCAUCUCCACGUUCAAACAUCACCAAACCUAUAAUGCAUGAUGAUUUCAAUGAAGAGAAGUCUUGUUGCUUUGCACCACACCCAACCCCAACUCAUGACUUUGCAUCUGGGACCAGGGAAGACACCAUGAAGAGAAGUGCCAGUCAGAAGACACUAACAGAGGCUGUCUCAAAGAUACUUGUGCCAGCUUAUAACAUGGUUUCAGAUGCAACUCAAACAAUAGUGUCAAAAAUUCAAGGUCCGGAUGUAGAUGAAGAGAUUGGUUCUAAGAUGAAGUAUGACAAGGGUGUUUCAGUGAAGGAGUUCGUGUUGAAGAAGCUGGAGCCUGGAGAAGAUGAUAAGGCACUCUCUAAGGUGAUUACAGAGUCAGUGAGUCCCAUGAACAGCAACAGAGCUGAGGAGAAGCAUGUUGUGGAGAAGUUUAGAGAAGCAGUUAGUUCUCUUUUGGGGAAAGAUGAACUCAGGAAGACAGCUAUUCCAGUCUCAACAAAAACUUCACAAAGUUGAUGUUAAAGAAGCAUCCGAGAGGCUUCAGCAUCUGCAAGACAACUGGAGAGAGUUAUAGGUUUCUCAUGAUUAAUAAUUAUAUACGUACGCAGGAGUAUUGAUGUAUCAUCUUCAACCAUCUGAUAAAGAAACAAUCAGAAGCUGUUCUAUUAAUCAAACUCUUUUCCUUAGCUUUUCUUUUAUUUUUGAAACUAUUUCUGUUUACCUUAGUUAACAGAACACUCUACCGUAGCUGAUAUGAGGAGAAAGUGAAUCCAAA
Messenger RNA from Dioscorea cayenensis subsp. rotundata (Guinea yam), 1534 nucleotides. RefSeq names its product low-temperature-induced 65 kDa protein-like. Bases 292 to 1275 code for a protein of 327 amino acids. NCBI's taxonomy places the organism in Eukaryota, Viridiplantae, Streptophyta, Magnoliopsida, Dioscoreales, Dioscoreaceae. Gene Ontology annotation, biological process: response to abscisic acid. The transcript is spliced from 4 exons. The record is from RefSeq and is a predicted model, not a curated record.